AUGAGACGCUCCUUUAUCGCUCGCGCUGCGGCGGCCCUUCUCCUCUCCAGCGGCUUCGCCAACGCCGUGUACUCGAUCGCCUCAGACGAUGAAAUCAAAUCGUCGGCCAAGACCCUUGCUUACGAUCUCAUGAGCUUCUACGACGGCAACCUGACUGGCCACACGCCCGGUAUCUUGCCCGGCCCUCCGCCGAAUGGCGAUUACUACUGGUGGGAGGCCGGUGCCAUGUGGGGUACCAUGAUUGAUUACUGGCACUUGACCGGCGAUGCCACCUACAACGACGUCGUCAUGCAAGCCAUGCUGCACCAAGUCGGCCCCGACCGCGACUACAUGCCUCCCAACUACACGGCCUCGCUGGGCAACGACGAUCAAGGAUUCUGGGGCAUGUCCGCCAUGACCGCCGCCGAGAACGGCUUCCCGAACCCGCCCGAGGACGAGGCUCAAUGGCUUGCCCUGGCCCAGGCCGUCUUCAACACCAUGGCGAGCCCGGAAAGGCACGACACCACGUGCGGAGGCGGUCUCCGCUGGCAGAUUCCCUUCUCCAACAACGGGUACAACUACAAGAACAGCAUUGCAAACGGUUGCUUCUUCAACAUUGGCGCUAGACUGGCGCGAUACACCAAGAACCAGACGUAUGCCGAUUGGGCCGAGAAGACCUGGGACUGGAUGACGAACGUCGGCUUCAUCGACGCCGACUACAACAUCUACGACGGUGGUCAUGUCGAGCAGAACUGCACCGACAUCAAUAAGGCCCAGUUUUCUUACAACAACGGCGUUUUUCUCCUCGGCGCAGCCAUGAUGUACAACUACACGGACGGAGACACUAAGUGGAAAUCGCGCCUCGACGGUCUCAUCAACGGCACCUUCAACUUGUUCUUCCCCAACAACAUCGCUUUUGAGAUUGCUUGCGAGGAGCACAACACUUGCACGACUGACAUGUUGAGUUUCAAGGGCUACGUCGCUCGAUGGAUGUCGGUCGUGACCCAGGUCGCACCCUACACCGCCGGAACAAUUCUGCCGGUUCUCAAGACAUCGGCCGAAGCCGCGAUCAAGCAGUGCACGGGACAGGACAACCAGCGGACGUGUGGCUUCAAAUGGAGCACAGGCACCUACGACGGGACCAAGGGAGCCGGUCAGCAGAUGAACGUGCUGGCCGCCGUGUCGUCUCUCCUCAUCAACUCGAUCAAGCCGCCGGUGACGAAUACCACGGGCGGCAUCUCCAAGGGAGACCCAAACGCCGGCAGUCAUUCAGACAACCUGCUCGGAGAACUCAGCCCGGUAACAACAGCGGACAAGGCGGGUGCCGGCAUCCUGACAUUUUUGAUGCUGGCGUCCGCCGCCGGCACCUUUGGCUGGAUGAGUUUCGGAGCGUGA
Molecule: messenger RNA, 1374 nt
Organism: Colletotrichum higginsianum IMI 349063
Lineage: Eukaryota; Fungi; Ascomycota; Sordariomycetes; Glomerellales; Glomerellaceae
Product: Glycosyl hydrolase family 76
Exons: 4
Coding region: 1-1374 (457 amino acids)
Biological process (GO): fungal-type cell wall biogenesis; carbohydrate catabolic process
Molecular function (GO): mannan endo-1,6-alpha-mannosidase activity
Source: RefSeq, a predicted model, not a curated record